AUGGUUAAGGCUGUUGCUGUCAUUCGCGGAGACUCCAAGAUCUCCGGCACCGUCACUUUUGAGCAGGCAGACGAGAACGCCCCCACCAGCGUCUCCUGGAACAUCACCGGCCACGACGCCAACGCUGAGCGAGGUUUCCACAUCCACCAGUUCGGUGACAACACCAACGGCUGCACCUCCGCUGGUCCUCACUUCAACCCCCACGGCAAGACCCACGGUGCUCCCCAGGAUGCUGACCGUCACGUUGGUGACCUGGGCAACUUCAAGACCGAUGCUGAGGGCAACUCCGUUGGCUCUGUCCAGGACAAGUUGAUCAAGCUUAUCGGCGCCGAGAGCGUUCUUGGCCGCACCCUGGUUGUUCACGCUGGCACUGACGACCUUGGCAAGGGUGGUAACGAGGAGUCCAAGAAGACUGGCAACGCUGGUGCCCGCCCUGCUUGCGGUGUCAUCGGCAUUGCUGCUUAA
This is a messenger RNA of Penicillium chermesinum, 465 nucleotides long. RefSeq names its product superoxide dismutase SOD1 (gene sod1). Gene Ontology annotation, molecular function: copper ion binding; superoxide dismutase activity. The transcript is spliced from 5 exons. Gene Ontology annotation, biological process: removal of superoxide radicals. Lineage: Eukaryota; Fungi; Ascomycota; Eurotiomycetes; Eurotiales; Aspergillaceae. The record is from RefSeq and is a predicted model, not a curated record. The coding region runs from base 1 to 465 and encodes 154 amino acids.